Messenger RNA from Tetranychus urticae (two-spotted spider mite), 1952 nucleotides. RefSeq names its product putative glucosylceramidase 4. The record is from RefSeq and is a predicted model, not a curated record. Gene Ontology annotation, molecular function: glucosylceramidase activity. Lineage: Eukaryota; Metazoa; Arthropoda; Arachnida; Trombidiformes; Tetranychidae. Gene Ontology annotation, biological process: glucosylceramide catabolic process.
UGAUGAUCAUCAUGCCUGUCUUAAUCAUCUAAUUAUGCUUACUAAGCUUUUUCACCUCUUACCUAUUUCAGAUUCAUAAUCAUCUUUUUUACCCCACAAACGAUUCUUUCAAUGGCCUCUUCCAUUGGUAGUUAUGUAUUUGUUUCAUUAACAUACUUAAUUUGUUUCCAUCAAUUAAUUUCAAUUGUUUCUUCUUGUGCACUGAGAAAAUUUAAUCGCAACAGUUAUGUUUGUGUCUGUGAUGAAUCUUAUUGUGACUCUCUGAUUGAAAUUGAAUCACCUCCGUCAGGUUAUAUUCACAUGUAUGAAACUAGUAAAGAUGGUUUAAGAUUUCAUAAAAGUUCAAUUCGUUUAGUAGAUCCUGAAUCAAUUAGUGCCAUCAACGAGUCUCCAAUUUUGUUUGGAUCCAUUUCAACAAUUACAAUUACUCUUAACCCAUUGCAAAAAUAUCAAUCAAUAGAAGGUUUCGGUGGUGCCAUAACUGACGCAGCUGGUAUCAAUAUACACAGUUUAUCCAAUCGAAUGGGCGAAUCAGUGAUUCGUGAUUGUUUCGGACCAGAUGGAUUGGAAUACAGUUUGGCAAGAAUACCCAUUGGAUCGACGGAAAGCUCCACCAGAGACUAUUCAUUGGCUGAGAAUCCUUCUAAUCAACUCGAUGAUUUUGAUUUGGCUGAUGAAGACAUUUGGUAUAAGAUCCCAGUGAUUGACAAGGCAAAGACAUUGAAGCCGAAUCUUAAAUUGAUCGCUUCACCAUGGAAUGCACCAACUUGGAUGGUCGAUCUAAGGAAAGGUCGACCUGACAAAGCUCCACUCAAAGCAGAUUCAAACGGUCGUUAUUAUAAAUUAUGGGCUUUAUACAUUGUAAAGUUUUUGCAGGCCUACAAAUCUCAUGGAAUUGAUUUUUGGGCUUUAACAUCUGGAAACAAACCAUUCUCUUCAUUCAAUGCUAACGGUCCAAAUGGCAUUCCCAUGUAUCCAUAUCAACUGAAGUCAUUUAUUGAAUCCGAUUUGGGUCCAUUACUCAAUCAGUCUGGCUUUAAUCGAGAUACAUUAAAGUUGCUAAUUUUAGAUGAUUCAAUUUCCCUUACAAACUAUUUCUGGAUUCCUUUAACAAUUGAUGAUCCAUUGACAAGACGUUUCGUUUCUGGGUUUGCCUUUCAUUGGUAUAAAAAUGAUGCCACCACUCGAUAUAUUUUGGACUAUCUUCACUUUAAAUAUCCUCACCAAUUAAUGUUAUCAACAGAAGCUGCUGAAGGGUAUCGACCUGGUGAAGAAAGAGUUUCUCUGGGAGAUUGGAAAAGAGCGGAAAAUUAUGGUUUAGAUAUAAUUAGAGACAUUAAUCAUUGGGCCAAUGGUUGGAUUGAGUCAAAUAUUGCUUUGGACAUGAUUGGAGGCCCAAGUAAAUCAAGACGAUUCCAAGAUUCACCGAUAAUCAUUAACGCGCUUCACAAUGAAUAUUAUAAACAACCAACCUUUUAUUUACUGGCGCACUUCACUAAAUUUUUGGGUCCAAAAUCAGUAAGAAUUGGACAUACGACUGAUACUUCAAAUGAAAAUGUUCACAUUCUCACAAUGAUCAACCAUGAAGGGUUAUUAGUUGUAAUUGUUUUAAACACAAGUGAAAAUCAAGUCGAACUUCGCAUUAAAGGGUUUGAUGGGGGAAUGGUUUGGCAAACAAUCAGCGCCAAGACAAUUCAAACAUACAUUGGUCAAGCUCCAAUCAAAUCAUGAUUCUGUCCAAAAAGCGAGACAAGAGUCUGUAUACAAUUAUCAAACCCAUAUUGACUAACAAAUUGUGAUGUUACAAAGCUGUAAUAAAGUUUGCUAUUACAACAUUAAGUGUUGAUGUAAGCUGAUUCCCCUGUAAAUUCACCCACGAAUUGAAAAUAAAGUCAUUGAUCAAUCAUGAUAUCAUUUAUAAAAUUGUAAUCACUGAGCGAUCUGUAAUACAA